AUGUCCCGCCCUAACCCCACUGGACGACCAGCCCGUUUGUCACUGCAACUACAAGACUUGGACUUCACCAUAGUGCACAAGCCUAGUGCACACAACAACGUGCCAGACGCCCUGUCUCGCAACCCACUGCCCAUGUCCUGUGACACCCCCAUAGAUCACCUUCCAGAAUAUGCUGUCAUCUGCAGUUUGGAUCUCCGCGCCCUACCCCCUGUGUUGCUAGAAGAUUGCACACAUGUGAAACAACUCCAGCUGGAUGACCCAGUCACAGGUCAGCUUUUCAGAGACCUUGAGACAAACCCACAUGUGAAUGCAGACGAAAGCAACCCCCAGCAGUAUGUUGUUCAUGACAGUCUGCUCUACUACAAAGACCCGAAAAUCAGAUGUGGAUUACAUCCGCUGAAAGAACUCAAACUCUACGCCCCUACAUCAAUCUGA
Molecule: messenger RNA, 435 nt
Organism: Menidia menidia (Atlantic silverside)
Lineage: Eukaryota; Metazoa; Chordata; Actinopteri; Atheriniformes; Atherinopsidae
Source: the annotation of a GenBank genome assembly